ACUGCUGCUACACGAAGAACACAGAGACACUGUUCCGUCAAAAUCAGCGUGCAAGAAUGGCAGACUGGGGAUCAAAGCUAGACAAAAGCAACGACAAAAGAAAAGCCGCGGUCGGACGGCCUGACAUCACCCUGCCGGAGGUGAUCCAGGCUUAUGAUACCUGGGCGGAGGACUAUGACAAGGACCAUGUAGGGGUUUUUGGCGGCCCUUUCCUGUCCUCAGCGGCCCUGGCGAAGGUGCUGGGCGACAACAGAGACGCUCUGAUUCUUGAUCUGGGGGCGGGGACGGGGCUGUGUGCUGAAGAGCUGUCUAAGUUAUCCUUCAAAAACGUCGACGCCAUCGAUGCCAGCCAGAAGAUGUUGGACAUCGCUGCCCAGAAGGGCUUAUACCGGAAGUACAUCUGUGCCAUCGUCACGAAUGAGCGGCUGGAUAUUGAAGACGAUACGUACGAUGGAAUCGUAUCAUCAGGGGCUUUUAACUGGGGUCACCUGAAGGUCAACUGUUUACCGGAACUGAUUCGUAUUGUCAAACCAGGUGGCUACAUCAGCUUCAUCAUGCGAGAAGAGUGCCUGUGGAAGGUACCUGAGUACAAGGACAGGUUGGAACCCGCCAUGUUGGAACUGCAGAACACAGGAGCCUGGGAACGAGUGUCACGUGACAUCGUUCUCAACUACCUCGGUGAAAUAAACGGUAUUGUGUACACGUACAGGGUUACUGCCCAGGGAAUGCCUGAAGAAAGAUUGCGAUCUUUCUAA
Molecule: messenger RNA, 755 nt
Organism: Branchiostoma belcheri (Belcher's lancelet)
Lineage: Eukaryota; Metazoa; Chordata; Leptocardii; Amphioxiformes; Branchiostomatidae
Product: Williams-Beuren syndrome chromosomal region 27 protein-like
Exons: 6
Coding region: 57-755 (232 amino acids)
Molecular function (GO): S-adenosylmethionine-dependent methyltransferase activity
Source: RefSeq, a predicted model, not a curated record